AUGAACAUAACACGACCAAAAUGGUACAAGGGAAAAUUAAAAAUCAUUGUUCGGAAUAACGGGAAGAUAUGUCCUGAUGACGAUACAGAGGAAAGAUUACAAAAACUUGUUGAUCCUCCUCAUUCAAUUCAGUUCAGCGAUAAUUGCGGAAAAAAAUGUCUUGGAGGCGUUGUUGACGAUGGAAAAGCUGAAAAAAAGUUUUUGAGCAGUUUGACUGAUUGCAAUAUCAUGUUGGGAAGUCUCAUCAUACGGAAUAAUGAUUUUGAAUCUUCAUUCAAUUUACUCGACAAGUUCAAGAAAAUCAUGCAUAUCGAAGGCUCACUUAUUGUUACUAAUAACACGGGCAUCAAAAAUCUAUCGUUCUUGGAAUCUCUAAGAAAUAUAUCCGAUACCACAACCAUACGUCCUAUUAUUCAAAUUGUUGGCAACCCAAAUUUGACGUCAAUAAAUCCUCUGCACAAAGUGGGCCUUGAGUAUGAGGAAGAUGAGGUGGAUGUUGUUGCUGUGAUCGAGACCUACUCAGAGAUAAGUCACGAUGAAAAGAAGAAGCUGAAAGAAAGGGCUGGAGGGAAAGUCGUGUUCCGUGUACUAGAUAAGAAGCGGAGACCAUCCGUUGCGGAUGCGAAGACGAAGAAAGGACAUGGUGCAGGUGGGAGGCGAACGCACAAGCCUCAAGAUGAAGACAGAGACAAUUUGGGAACUGGUGAGUAUUCGAAUGUGUAA
This is a messenger RNA of Cooperia oncophora, 723 nucleotides long. NCBI's taxonomy places the organism in Eukaryota, Metazoa, Nematoda, Chromadorea, Rhabditida, Trichostrongylidae. The record is from the annotation of a GenBank genome assembly.